This is a messenger RNA of Eutrema salsugineum, 2328 nucleotides long. RefSeq lists its product as uncharacterized. The record is from RefSeq and is a predicted model, not a curated record. Bases 1 to 2328 code for a protein of 775 amino acids. Lineage: Eukaryota; Viridiplantae; Streptophyta; Magnoliopsida; Brassicales; Brassicaceae. The transcript is spliced from 7 exons.
AUGAAACGUAAGCUUGGGCGUCCUCAGAAAAAAGGUGGUAAUGCUAAGAACGCACGAUAUGCUCCUACCAGUGUAACCGAUAUAGACCAACAUGGAGGUUUGUUCGGUUACAAUAUCAAUGAAGUUCCUGAUCUAACACCCUCGGGAAUUCGUAAUGCACAACAGAGACGAAUGCAUAUCAUGCGUGAGAGGAAAAAAAGAAAAGAAGCUAUUGAUCUUUUGGCUACUUCUAUCAACACUGAAGAGUUUGCUUGCUUUAUUGCUACUGAUUCUGAGUCCGAUAUGGAUAAUGAUGAAGACUCUAUGUCGGAAAGUGAGGAUGUGGAAAAAUCGAGGCCUGAUAAUAAAAAGAAAGGAAGACCCAAAAAACGUGCUAAAACCUCUGAAUUUGGUGAUGGGGAUGCAACAGAGACCGUUGUUACUAGAACAGAUUUAUUGGAAUCAGUUAGUCCUGGUCUGAAAGAUGGAGAUAAACAUAACAAACAUGUGGAUGCAUUACGAAACGUUCGAGAAAGGUUUGAUCCUAACGAUGAUACAAGCCGGUUAAGGAUAAUUUUAAAGUGUGACAGGAAAAGCGAUGGAAGGACUGAGAAUCUACCAGCUACUAAUGAAGUUGCUGCAUUGAUACCUAAUGAUUUCAAUGGUGCGGUAGAUGCACGUGAUAUCAUCAUCGAGUGUAAAAAGACUGGGAAUCUCAAAAGGAUCAGUGAACUACAUCCUGCGUAUCUGCCUUUGCAAUAUCCAUUAUUGUUUCCCUAUGGUGAGGACGGGUUCAGACUUGGUAUCGAUAUUGGUUUUGUAGAUACUCAAGGGAGGAAAAGGUUGCAUAUUACUAUGAGAGAGUUUUUUGCUUACCGCAUACAAGAGAGGGUUGGUGAGUCACCAAUCAUCCCUUUAUCUGGAAGAUUGUUCCAGCAGUUUUUAGUGGAUGCGUACACGAUGAUUGAGACUAAUAGACUACGUUUCAUAUCAAUGAAUCAGUCUAAACUUCGUUGCGAAAAUUAUGACAAAAUAAAGAAAACUGUUGAUGGAGGUGACACUGAUCUUUCUGACAAGGGUAAACGUAUUAUUAUACCUUCUUCUUAUACUGGUGGUACAAGGUAUAUGGUGCAACACUAUCUAGAUGCGAUGACUACUUGCCAGCAUUUUGGUUUUCCGGAUAUUUUCAUAACUUUUACGUGUAAUCCCAAAUGGCCUGAGAUUACCAGGCACCUAAAAAGACAUAACUUGAAGCAAGAGGAUAGACCAGAUAUAUCGAUCUACACGAUUGAGUUUCAAAAACGGGGGCUACCUCAUGCACACAUCGUUCUUUUUUUAGAAGCUGGUCACAAGCUACCAACUGGUGAUGACAUUGAUAAGAUAAUAUGUGCUGAGAUUCCUGACAAGGAUAUUGAUCCAGCGCUGUAUGAGAUAGUAGGAGAUGUUAUGAUGCAUGGUCUAUGUGGUGCUUUGAAUAAGGAUAGUGUUUGCAUGGCUGAAGGAAAAUGUACAAAGUAUUUUCCAAAACCUUACAGUCCGAUCACUAAAAUAGAUGAUGUUGGAUAUCCUAUAUACAGGCGACGUAAUGACAAGAAAGUUAUCGUUAAAAAGGGUAUUGAAUGUGAUAAUGGAUUUGUGGUUCCUUAUAAUAAGAGUCUCACACUGCUUUAUAGGGCUCAUAUCAACGUCGAAUGGUAUGUAGCACCUUCGGAGUCUACGUGGAGAAUUUUCCGUAAUCAUACUCACCAUCGCACGGUUUCUGUAAUUAAACUACCCUUUCAUUUACCGAAUCAGCAAAUGGUCAUAUACAACGAGGAUGAUCCAGGUGACGAGGUUAUUAAUCGUGUCUCAGUUGGUACGUCAAAAUUCAUUGCUUGGAUGGAAUGCAACGAUAUGUAUGAAUUGGCGAGGACGUUAACUUAUGCGCAAUUUCCUACGAGAUUUGUGUGGAAUAACACAAAGAGAAUAUGGACGCCACGAUCAAGGAGAGUUGCUCUUGGUAGAAUCACGUACGUACCCAUUGGGGCAGGUGAAGCGUAUUAUUUAAGGCUUCUGCUUAAUUUAGUCAAAGGACCACGUAGUUUUGAUGAUAUAAAAACGGUCAACAAAGUUCUACAUUCUUCGUUCAAAGACGCUUGCUAUGCGUAUGGAUUAUUGAAUGAUGACAAAGAAUAUAUUGAGACCAUCAAUGAGGGCGGCUUGUGGCUUUCUGCCAAUUAUCUCCGUCGUCUUUUUGUGAUCCUGCUCACUACUCAAAGUAUAUCCAUUCCUUCUAGAGUUUGGGAUGCUACGUGGCAGCUGUUAGUCUAUCUCAGGAGCAAGUUAAAGACUUUACUCUGGUCGAAAUAG